AUGCUUCCCAAUCCCAUUGCUACUACUGCUGCGAAUGCCAAGACCACUCCUCCUCACGGCGUCGAGUUCAUUAAGGGCGUCAAUGGCCUCGACAAGGUCGUCCUCCGUGAUCCGUGCGGCAGUGUCGCCGAGGUGGGUUCUAACAUUUGGUCAGCUGCAUUACUUGAUCUUCUGCACAUUGGGAUUUAUCUUGUCAGUGAUUACAGUUUCAUAAAAGUCUGCAUAUUGAAAUGCAUAAAAGCCAAAAAAAAGCCAUUUGCAGCCAUUGUUGGUGGUUCGAAGGUCUCAUCCAAGAUUGGAGUGAUCGAGUCACUGUUAGAGAAGGUUGAUUACUUAAUUCUUGGUGGAGGAAUGAUCUUCAUAUUUUACAAGGCACAGGGUAUCUCAGUGGGUUCAUCUCUGGUGGAAAAGGAUAAGCUAGAACUCGCUACAUCACUCAUUGCAAAGGCCAAGGCAAAGGGAGUGUCUCUUUUGCUACCCAUUGAUGUCAUAAUUGCAGACAAAUUUGCUCUUGAUGCAAACAACAAGAUUGUUCCAGCUUCAAGCAUCCCUGAUGGGUGGAUGGGAUUGGAUAUUGGACCAGACUCUAUUAAGACAUUCAAUGAUGCACUUGAUACCACUCAAACCAUCAUUUGGAACGGACCAAUGGGAGUGUUUGAGUUUGACAAGUUUGCAGUAGGAACAGAGGUAAGCAGUUGGCAUUCAUUUCUGUACAUAAACAUGUUCACUACUUAUAUAGGUUCUUAGUAAUGCCUAUUGUCUGGAUAGGGCUGACCUGAUCAAUCUCUUUCUCUACAGACAAGAUAGAACUUUAACGUACUUAUUUUUAUGAAACCAAAGUCUGGGCUGCCAAGUUUCCUGAUUAACUUUAGUUUUUUCCUGUUAUGUCCAAAUUAACAUUACCC
Messenger RNA from Rosa chinensis, 905 nucleotides. RefSeq names its product phosphoglycerate kinase, chloroplastic. Gene Ontology annotation, cellular component: cytosol. NCBI's taxonomy places the organism in Eukaryota, Viridiplantae, Streptophyta, Magnoliopsida, Rosales, Rosaceae. Gene Ontology annotation, molecular function: ATP binding; phosphoglycerate kinase activity; ADP binding. The record is from RefSeq and is a predicted model, not a curated record. The transcript is spliced from 3 exons. Bases 1 to 747 code for a protein of 248 amino acids. Gene Ontology annotation, biological process: glycolytic process; gluconeogenesis.